AUGAGUCUGAAUGAAAGAUAUAUGGGACGAUAUUGCAAGGUAUCAAUCAUAUUUGAGGGAUUCUUAAUGUGCAAAGGAGCAUCAAAGUCAAGUUGGUGUCUACCAAAAUCGUCACACAAAUGGGAGACAUAUUGGUGUGCCAUAUAUCCUGGUUUCAUAUACCUUUGGCCUGGUCACAAACCAAAAACUUUGACGAAUCGAAUAGCACUGAAAUUGAACCAGUCUAUGAGUGUUCAAGUAAGUCCAUUUGUUUAUUCGUUUAUUUUCGAAUUGUUCAGUUCAGUUUUAUCGGAUAUGAAGCUAGCGAUUCAAUAUCAAACAAAAGAGGACUUGAAACGUUACGAUCAGAAAUGCUCGAAAAAAUCCGAAAAAUUAAUAGCAACCGAAAAAAAUCUAACUUGGAGGCUGGCGUUAGAAAGCGAAAAUGCUCGGCUAAUGCAGCUGUUGGAUGAUGAAAGGCGAGCGUUACAUGAUGAAGAAACUGUUAGAGCCCUGGCGACCAGGUUCGUUGUCUCAAUGCUUGAUGAAGAACGCGACAGACGAGAGCAGUUGGAGGAACGAGUGAGGGUUCUGGAGAACAUGGUAAACGAACAAUCUAGCCAACGACGAGAAACAAUUUCUUCGAUGGACAAGUAUCGAUCUGAUUGUUUCCCAGUUGAAUUCAUCAAAACUUAG
Messenger RNA from Anisakis simplex (herring worm), 675 nucleotides. Lineage: Eukaryota; Metazoa; Nematoda; Chromadorea; Rhabditida; Anisakidae. The record is from the annotation of a GenBank genome assembly.